UAAAAAAUGGGUGAAAUUUCACGCAGGAGAUAUACAAGAACGGAGGAAGGAAAUUUGGGAUGUUUACCAGGCCUAAGAAUGCUUAAUCCUCCCACCAAAAAUGGGUGUUUGGAAGAAGCUUCAAAAUUGCAUAAUGUUGAGCUUCACAAUCUUCUCUUAGGAAUGCAAAAAGAGUUGAAAGGGUUCACUUACUCACUUUAUGACUUCAAUCGUAGUUUGAGACAGAGGAUGAAUCAUCCCUCUAGAUAUGGUUUCAAGGAAGGGAAAAGAGCUGUGGAGGAAAGACGCCAGUUAAGCAAUUUGAGGUUUGUAAAAGCCCAAAAAGGCAUGUCUUUUGGGAUCUAACUCAAACUAUUUACCAGCAAAUGGCUGAUGAAAUGUGGAAUGGGCCCCACAGUGUCUUCUACUCUCUUUCAAUGUCUCUAAUAUUAUUAAAUUUAAUGUACAGAAAGAGCAAAGUACAAAUUCAUCAACUUCUGUUGGCAAAC
Molecule: messenger RNA, 488 nt
Organism: Solanum tuberosum (potato)
Lineage: Eukaryota; Viridiplantae; Streptophyta; Magnoliopsida; Solanales; Solanaceae
Product: GDSL esterase/lipase 5
Exons: 2
Coding region: 7-345 (112 amino acids)
Molecular function (GO): lipase activity
Source: RefSeq, a predicted model, not a curated record